GCGGCGGCUUCAUGUGGGGUUGAUGCAUGUUCUUGGCUAAUAAUUAUCAUACGAAAGCCAUCUUUGGCUUUGACGGCCGAGUCGAGUGGUCGGUUUUUAGAAAAAGCCAACAGACAAAGGUCCCACCCACACGCACGAGGGAGCACGCACACUAAAGCCCGGCCCGGCGGAACAUGGCUUCCGACCCGGCGAGCCUUACGUGCGACCACUGCGGGGAGACGUUCCUGCGGAGAGAGCACCUCGACCGGCAUUUGCGGAGGCACUCCGGCAUCAAGCCAUUCCGGUGCGAGGUUUGCGACAAGGCUUUUGCCCGGAGGGACACCCUCCUGCGUCAUAGCACCGUUCACCGCCAUGGAGACGAGACGCGCAGCACCCCACGCCGCUGCUCCCAGGCCUGUCUAUCAUGCGCCAAACUAAAGCAGCGUUGUCGCGGGGGCAUGCCGUGCACUCGUUGUCGGGAGACCGGGACCGAGUGCAUCUACGGUCCGGCAAAGACCCCCGGGGUCAAAACGGUGACCUCGUCGAGGAGCAACAUAAUAAUACCUGCCACUGGCAUCGGGGGUGGGACCAUCAGCCCCGGCCCCUCUAAUCAAGAUCCUAGCGAUGCAUAUAGCCAAGUACCCGGGAUUCACGUGCCGAGUGGCCAACCACACGGGGCCGCCCAGCAGCCUGCUUCUACUUCUACUUCACACCACCAUCAUGGCGGCCCUAUCAGCAACGGCCAAGACAACCUUUCCUUCUCUCCCACAGCGGCUGGCCACCCAGUUCCCGUGCCCCCCAACUUUACCCCUUCUUCACUGCACAGUGAUCCUACUCUCUUUACGCCCGAUCAUUGGGACUCGUCCAUGUCCCAACAUGGGAACCCAAUAGUAAACGACUUUGCCGCCGAGUGGGAUGCCCUGACUGCCUACUUUCCCUUCUUCCCGGUGCCCGAGGAGCUGGAGGAUGCCCUUGGCACUGCACAAGACAUGACAAACCACGGCCAACAGCGCGGCGUCGACACGCACAACAACCACUUCCAAAACCCCCAUUUUCAGGGUCAGGCUGCCCCGGGGCCCUCGGCAGUUGUGCCAGACCGCGCCUCGGGUCCGGACACAUCGACUCAGGCCCUGAACAGCUCUCGUCUGCGCGUCGAAGUCCCAUGCCGCCGGUUCCCACAGACGCGAGACACGCACAUGCUGACCGCCGAGGCCGAGACGUUUGGCCACGUCCGCGACGUCCCCCUCCGCGCAUAUGAGGACUUGCAAAGCUUCUACGUGGCGCAGUCCCAGGACAGUCCAUCGUCCUUUGUGCCCAUGCGCCUCAUUCAGGCCUUUGUCGAUCUCUACUUUGAACAUUUUGAUCCCCAGUUCCCCUUCAUACACGUCUCGCGUCUCGAAGCCCAGGAGCUGCCUUGGAUGUUGCUCCUGGCCACGGCGGCUAUCGGAAGCUACUACUCGGAGCUUGACGAUAUACGAGAAUAUACCUCGAUAUUGUGCGAUUUGCUGGGCAGGGCUGUGGAAAGAGAAGCCUUGGCACAGAUCAGCCGACCGAGCAGGGCCCUCGUCCAGAGCGCUUUCCUGCGCCAUAUCCACCUCAUGUCCUGCGGCCUGUACAAACAAGUGUCGUUGGCCAAUCAUAAAAGGCAGAUGCUCAUGGCCAUGUGUCGCGACAUGGCGACUCGAAGGGAAGCCGAGAAAGCUUCCCAGCAGAACCCCACCAAGAGUAGUGACGAGUGGGCAAAUUGGCUCGUGAUAGAAGAGGAAACACGCCUCGCAUGCUGCAUCUAUAUGUACGAAUGUAUCUACUAUGUCUUCACUUAUACCCCCACAGACUUCAAUCUGUUUGAUGUCUCGCAGCAAAUGCCUGGUUCCAGUCGUCUUUGGUACGCCAGAGACGCCCAUGAGUGGAAGUCGAAGCAGCUGGAGUUUCAAGCUGUCCGAUUGCAGCGAGGAGCUUCCCAGGAAGUCGCCCCACCACCCGACCCGGACUGCGAUCCCUUCUUGGCCAAGAUGAGCCUGAUGGCAAUGUACGCCGAUGUGAAGAACAACCAGCGGCAACGCCGCGCAUCGAGACUCGCAAUGAACACGUUCGGCUCCCACCUCAAAGCCAUGAGCCCCAGAAUCGCCAAGGCCCCCGUGCGGCCCUGCUUCAUCGAGACGGACGACGAGGCGAUGAUGGACAACCCGCUGCUGGAGCAGUCCAUCGAGCACAUCGCGCUGUUGACGGGCGAGGAGUCGGCCCGCUGCCACGCGACCCUCCCUCACCUCCUGGGCAUCCUCCGCACCGUCUCCGUGCGGACGCUGUGCUCGGGCACCGGCUGGCAGACCGAGACGGCCCAGAUGAACAAGCUCAAGGCCGAGUUUAGAGAGUUCCUGCAGCGCGACGGGGCGCGGGCGCGAAGGUGCAUGUGGCACGCCGCGUGCAUCUCCAAGCUGCUGCAGACGACGCGGCGCCUCGCCUCGUACGACGUCUUCACCGCCGGCAUCGCCACCUGCUUCAUCGUGCUCUACAUGGAGCUCCGGCCAGCCGAGCCCCAGCCGUCGGCGCGGCGCCGCGUCGUCCGUCUCGACCAGCUCUCCACCUGGGAGGACGUCCAGGACUGGGCCCGGAACGGCGGCGAUGCCGACAUCCACCUGACCAACGUGGGCGUCAUGCGCGAGCCCGACUCGCUCGUCCGCUUCCUGCGCAUCACCGAAAAGGCCAUGCUGCGCCAGGUCGCCUGGAACGCCUACUUCACGACCUGGGCCAAGACCCUGGUUCAGCUGCGCCAUGGCGAGAAGCCCACGAUGCAGUGUGAGGAUUACAACGAGGGCAAGGAUGGCGAGGGACGUGAGCGAGAGAGACCAGAAUAAAAUCUAGAGGAUAUCGAUCCUCCAAGACGAUUUUAUUCCCGUGGCCGCUAAUUUAUGCUACGGGGGAGCUCUGAAGGGGCGGUUCUGCGAGCCGAUAGGUUCUCCAGAGUUAUAUGUUGCAUUAGAUAAUUAGUAGAAUUUUGGUAUUAUAUGACGACAGGAGUUUAAUUAGCGUUAGGAACACC
Molecule: messenger RNA, 3019 nt
Organism: Pyricularia oryzae 70-15
Lineage: Eukaryota; Fungi; Ascomycota; Sordariomycetes; Magnaporthales; Pyriculariaceae
Exons: 5
Coding region: 174-2834 (886 amino acids)
Biological process (GO): DNA-templated transcription; regulation of transcription by RNA polymerase II
Cellular component (GO): chromatin
Molecular function (GO): DNA-binding transcription factor activity, RNA polymerase II-specific; RNA polymerase II cis-regulatory region sequence-specific DNA binding; zinc ion binding
Source: RefSeq, a predicted model, not a curated record